AUGUUACGCGCUCUUCGUAUUAUUCGAACUAAAGUUAGAUUUGUACCCGCACCGUACUUUUCCACUAUGCAGACAACAGCUGAAAAUAUUAACAAACCUUCAUCAACAAGACCUUCGUCUAGCAAUAAAGCAUCAUAUGCUCCACAAAAUCUUCCGGUUUAUGAUUAUGAUCUUGUUGUUGUUGGUGGUGGUUCUGGAGGCCUCGCAGCAGCUAAAGAAGCAGCAAAACUAAAUAAAAAAGCUAAAGUAGCUUGCUUUGAUUUAGUUACUCCAACAUAUCAUGGAACUAAAUGGGGCCUUGGUGGUACAUGUGUAAAUGUUGGUUGUGUUCCAAAAAAAUUAAUGCAUUAUGCUGGUGGUAUUGGUAAUAUUCUUCAUCGUGAUGCAGCUGAAUUUGGUUGGCAAAAUGUUGAUAAUGGUAAACAUGAUUGGGCAACAAUGCAAACAUUAAUUGGAAAUUAUAUCAAAUCUCUUAAUUUUUCCUAUAAAGUACAACUUCGCUCAGCAAAUGUUACAUAUUUAGAUGGUUUAGCUCAUUUUAUUGAUCAACAUACUAUUGAAUGGAAGAGUUUAACAAAAAGUGGUCGCUUAACAUUUGAUAAAGCUAUUAUAGCAGUUGGUGGACGACCGACUUAUGGUGAUUUUCCCGGUCGAGAAUUAUGUAUUAGCUCCGAUGAUAUAUUUUGGUUAAAAAAAAAUCCCGGUAAAACACUUAUUAUUGGUGCUGGUUAUAUUGCCCUUGAAUGUGCAUCAUUUCUUCAUCAUAUUGGUAAUGAUGUAACUGUCAUGAUACGUUCAAGACCAUUACGUACAAUGGAUCAUCAAUGUGGUGAAAUGAUAUGUGAAUUAAUGGAACGUGAUGGAGUGAAAUUUAUAAUGCCAGCUAAUCCACGUUCAUUUUGUGCUUUAGAAAAGCCAGAGAAAUUAGAGAAUGCAAAAGAAAUUCGACCAGGUGUUUGGGAACAUGGAAAAGAUGCUAAAGGAAACGAACAAUAUUUACAUGGAUCUGGUGUUAUUGAAGUAAAACAUGCAGAUGGAAAAACAACAUGGAUUCAGCCAAAAGGAGAAAUUGAGGUUAAAUAUGAAUAUGCUGAUCAUCAACGUAAAGGAAAAAUUCAUUCCGAAAGUUUUGAUACAGUUUUAUUGGCUAUUGGUCGAACAGCUAAUAUUGCAGGUCUUGGCCUUGAUCAAAUUGGUGUACAUGUUGUUAAUGGAAAAGUUCUUGUUGAUGAAACAGAACAAACUAAUUUACCACAUAUUUAUGCUUUGGGUGAUGUAGCCACUGGUGUUAUUAAACAUGGUAAAGAUUUACAACAUCAAGCUCAAGUAACUAUUGAACGACCUGAAUUAACACCUGUUGCUAUUCAAGCUGGUCAAUAUUUAGCACGACGUCUAUGGAAUCUUUCGAAUCAAUUAAUGAAUUAUCGAAGUAUUCCAUCAACUGUAUUUACAAGUCCAUCUGAAUAUGGUUUUGUUGGUCUUCAUGAAGAACAAGCAAUGCAAUCACGAGAAGAUGGAGGUAUUGGUAAGGAGAAUGUUCGAGUUUAUUGGUCAAGAUAUGGAAAUCUUGAAAUAUCUCCCAUACAUCCACAUAUAAAACCAACACGUAGUGACUGUUUCGUUGGAAAAAAUUCUUGGACACAACAAUAUGCAUUAAAAAAUAAUGUUGAUUGGCCUGAAGCAACAUAUGAUUUAGAAAACUCGAAUUAUGUUUUAUUUAGUGAUGAUAUUGGUGGCCAAAAACGUACAGCUGCACGUGUCAUAAAGAAAUACCGUAAUGAACAAGCAAAAAAUAAAAUAACAUAUGAUAUUGAAAUUCAGAAUGAAGAAAAAACCAUUGUUGAAGGUGUUACUGGUGAACAAUUAGAAUUACAAGAAGAACAAGAAUUAGAAAAAGGAGAAGUAUUUUACAAAGCAAAUUGUUUAGCUAAAUUAAUUUGUGACAAAAGUCAAAAUGAUCGAGUGGUUGGUUUUCAUUAUAUGGGACCAAAUGCUGGUGAAGUUACACAAGGUUUUGCAUUAGCUAUUAUGAUGGGUGCAACAAAACAACAAUUUGAUGAUCUCGUUGGUAUUCAUCCAACUGCAGCAGAAGAAUUUACUGUAUUAGGUGUAACUAAAGAAUCGGAAUCGACAUUAUUGAAAGCAGCUGGUUGUGGUGGAGGCUCAUGCGGUUAA
Adineta steineri is the source of this 2175-nucleotide messenger RNA. The record is from the annotation of a GenBank genome assembly. Lineage: Eukaryota; Metazoa; Rotifera; Eurotatoria; Adinetida; Adinetidae.